Candidozyma haemuli is the source of this 978-nucleotide messenger RNA. RefSeq names its product 3-dehydrosphinganine reductase (gene KSR1). Gene Ontology annotation, molecular function: 3-dehydrosphinganine reductase activity. Gene Ontology annotation, biological process: sphingolipid biosynthetic process. The record is from RefSeq and is a predicted model, not a curated record. Gene Ontology annotation, cellular component: endoplasmic reticulum membrane. NCBI's taxonomy places the organism in Eukaryota, Fungi, Ascomycota, Pichiomycetes, Serinales, Metschnikowiaceae. The coding region runs from base 1 to 978 and encodes 325 amino acids. The transcript has a single exon.
AUGUGGUGGUCCAAGUCCCACUUCAAGCCCGCUGGCAAAUUAGCUCUUAUAAUAGGCGCUUCCCAAGGCCUUGGUGCUGAUAUUGCUUUCAGAUUAUACGAACAAGGCUGCUCGGUUAUCUUGGUAGCGAGAACCGAGGCGAAACUUGAGAAACAGGUAGAACGCAUUGUGAACAAUGGUGAUAAGUCUUCAGAACAUGGAUUAGCGCCCACUUGCGAGUACUUGGCGUGUGACGCUGCCAAUUACGACGCCACCGCCGAGUUAUGGAAGGUUUUAGUCCAGGAAAAGAACGUCGAUCCCGAUUACAUCUUCUGUUGCGCUGGUUCAUCGGUACCGAAGCUCUUCGAGGACCUUACAGGUAGGGAUAUCGCGUUGGGGAUGGACGUGAACUACUUUUCCGCUGUCAACGUGAUCCAUUGCGGUAUCAAGGCGACGGCGGGCAAGAAGAAGCCAAGACAUAUCAUACUUUUCUCGUCUACUGUGGCAUCGUACCCUUUUAUAGGGUACAUCCAGUACGGACCCACCAAGGCGGCCAUUCUGACGUUUUCGAUGAUCUUGCGUCAGGAAUUGAGACAUAAAGACUACAGAGUCUCGUGUGUUUUCCCCGGAAGUUUCUCCAGCGAGGGAUACGAAGAGGAAGAAAGAACAAAGCCCAAGAUCACCAAACAGAUUGAAGGUGCCAGUCCUGCCAUUCCCUCGAUGGACUGCUGUGACUUUAUCCUUGACAAGUUGGCUAAGGGCUACGAUGCCAUCUACACCGAUAUGAUCGGCUGGCUCUUGGGAUGUAUGGUCUUGUGCGUGCAACCCAGAUGCUGGAGUGUUCUACAGGUGAUUGUGGCAUUGUUCCUCCUGGCGUUUGCGCCAUUAAUCAACUGGUUUGUCAAUCAAGAUGUGAAGAAGUUCUUCCAAGCGCAAGAACAAACAGAGCCAGAGCCCAUUGCAUCUGAUGACCACACCAGCGAGGCCUUAUCCAAGUAA